Dioscorea cayenensis subsp. rotundata (Guinea yam) is the source of this 1673-nucleotide messenger RNA. Its product is annotated as shaggy-related protein kinase alpha-like. The record is from RefSeq and is a predicted model, not a curated record. The transcript has 13 exons. Bases 219 to 1448 code for a protein of 409 amino acids. Lineage: Eukaryota; Viridiplantae; Streptophyta; Magnoliopsida; Dioscoreales; Dioscoreaceae. Gene Ontology annotation, molecular function: protein serine/threonine kinase activity; ATP binding. Gene Ontology annotation, cellular component: cytoplasm. Gene Ontology annotation, biological process: signal transduction; protein phosphorylation.
GAUGAGAAAACGAGGCCGUGGAGUUCCUCUCUCUCUUUCUCUCAGAGCCAAGAGAAAUCUCGUUGAUUGCUGUUUUCUUGUUAAUAAGAUUGAUUAAAUCGCUGGUUUUUUUUGUGUGGCGAUUGCGGCGGUGAUCCGAGGAAGGGAAAGGUUGCAAAUUGUAUUUUGAUAAGUAUUUUUACAUAAGGUGUUAGAUUUUAUAUAUCUAGUUCCCGCAUAUGGCUUCAGUUAGUAUGGUACCUUCAUCGGGCUUCAAGAACACUGGCGGCAGUAGUGUUGGUGUUGAUAGAUUGCCUGGUGAGAUGAAUGAUAUGAGAAUAAGAGAUGAUAAGGAAGUAGUAGCAACUGUGAUUGAUGGAAAUGGGACUGAAGCUGGCCAUGUAAUUGUCACAACUAUUGGUGGUAGAAAUGGUCAGCCGAAGCAGACUAUAAGCUACAUGGCUGAGCGUGUUGUAGGGCAUGGAUCUUUUGGAGUUGUCUUCCAGGCAAAAUGUUUGGAGAAUGGUGAAACAGUAGCAAUAAAGAAAGUUCUUCAAGACAAGAGGUACAAGAACCGAGAGUUGCAGACUAUGCGCCUUCUUGACCAUCCAAAUGUUCUCUCUUUGAAGCAUUGCUUCUUUUCAACGACAGAGAAGGAUGAGCUAUACCUUAACCUGGUGCUUGAAUAUGUACCUGAGACUGUUCAUCGGGUUGUCAAACAGUACAACAAGAUGAAUCAGCGUAUGCCGUUGAUACAUGUGAAAUUAUACAGUUACCAGAUUUUUAGGGCAUUGGCUUAUAUUCAUGGCAGCAUUGGAGUUUGCCACAGAGACAUCAAGCCACAAAAUCUUCUGGUUAACCCUCAUACUCAUCAGCUCAAAAUAUGUGACUUUGGAAGUUCGAAAGUCUUGGUAAAAGGUGAGCCAAACAUAUCAUAUAUAUGUUCGAGAUACUACAGAGGUCCUGAGCUAAUCUUCGGUGCCACUGAGUACACUACAACAAUCGAUAUCUGGUCUGCUGGGUGUGUCCUUGCUGAACUUAUGAUUGGACAGCCCCUGUUUCCUGGUGAGAGUGGUGUAGAUCAGCUUGUCGAGAUUAUUAAGGUUUUAGGUACCCCGACAAGAGAAGAGAUCAAGUGUAUGAACCCAAACUACACAGACUUCAAGCUCCCACAGAUCAAAGCUCAUCCGUGGCACAAGAUCUUCCACAAGAGAAUGCCACCUGAAGCCGUUGAUCUCGUGUCUCGGCUUCUGCAGUACUCUCCAAAUUUACGGUGUAGUGCUAUGGAGGCAUUGAUUCAUCCAUUCUUUGAUGACCUCCGAGACCCAAACACCCGCCUACCAAACGGGAGGCCAUUGCCUCCGCUCUUCGAUUUCAAGCCACAAGAAUUGAAAGGAGUACCUUUGGAGAUUCUAGCGAAGCUGAUCCCCGAACAUGCGAGGAGGCAAUGCUCCUUCCUAGGACUCUAAUUCGGUUCAUCGGCUGAGUACAUGAAGCUUUGUAUUCGUAUUAUUCCCCGGAAAAUAAAAAUAUGAUUUUUUUUUUUCUUGUGAGUUUGGUUGGUGAUACUUUGUGCAACUAAUGUGUGCUUCCAGUGUUGUUUUCCUUUGUAACAACCUCAUGGCAGCAAACUCUGUGUAUCACUUUGGAAAGUUCAUACUAAUCUCCCAAAUAUCUCACUUGGGUGCAAUCCA